GACUCACAACGUGUUUAUUUUUCAAGAUGGCGUUGUAUGAAAGGGAACAGGCACGAUUGGCAGCACUAAUGGAAGAAUGUUUGCUGGAGGAUGACAAUGACGUGACCGCCAUACAUUAUGAUGAUGCAUCGGAUCCAGAUGAAGAAGAUAUCUUAGAAACAGAUGACCACAAUAGCGAUACCGAGCAAGAUAUUUCAGAUGACGACGUUGAUGAUAAUGAUGAUUCGGCCCUUUAUUUUCUUGGAAAAGAUAAUCAAUCGAAGUGGAACAAACAUUGUCCAAGAAAAAACGUGAGAACGAGAGCAGUAAACAAAAUUUCAGACAUGCCAGGCGCUAAACCCGCCAUGAAGGGUACGAAAUCUGUUAGAUAUUUGGCAGCAUUUUCUUGAUGCUGAUAUUCUCAGAGCCGUUGUUGCGUACACCAACAAACACAUUGAAAGUGUACGUGAUAACUACGCUAGGGAAAGAGACGCGAAACUUACAGAUAUUACGGAAAUUCAAGCACUAAUUGGUCUUCUAUAUUUGGCUGGCGCAUUAAAAUCGAAUCGCUUGAAUGUUGAAGAUUUAUGGAAUAACCAAGGAACGGGUAUAGAAAUUUUUCGUCUGGUAAUGGGGAAAAAUAGGUUCCUAUUUUUAUUACAAAAUCUAAGAUUUGAUGAUAUGGAGACUCGCGAUGAACGAAAAAGGGUGGACAAACUUGCGCCGAUCAGGGACUUUUUUGAUACGUUUGUAAGCAAAUGCAAACUCGCCUAUUC
This is a messenger RNA of Photinus pyralis (common eastern firefly), 755 nucleotides long. RefSeq lists its product as uncharacterized. NCBI's taxonomy places the organism in Eukaryota, Metazoa, Arthropoda, Insecta, Coleoptera, Lampyridae. The record is from RefSeq and is a predicted model, not a curated record. The transcript is spliced from 2 exons. The coding region runs from base 27 to 389 and encodes 120 amino acids.